Mesorhabditis belari is the source of this 2559-nucleotide messenger RNA. The record is from the annotation of a GenBank genome assembly. Lineage: Eukaryota; Metazoa; Nematoda; Chromadorea; Rhabditida; Rhabditidae.
AUGAGUGAGGAAGGAGAAAUCGACGAUUCGGUAGACGAUGGAUCCGAAGAAGAGGAAUAUGUACCCGAGGAGAAUGUUGCCGAUUCGGAAGAACUUUAUGAGAUGGAGAAAGAGCUUGAAGCCUCGUCGAGUCGAGAAGUGAAAACAUUUGCAAAGAAGACUACAAAAGGAAAGAAACGUUUCGAAGAUGAUGGAGACGAUAAAGUUUUUGAAGAAAGGAUUAGGAAACAUCUGGCGGCGGUUGAACAUGCAAAUCUUGAUGAUGAACACGAGGACUCAUUCAAGGAUCUUGGCCAUGGCUUCAUUUUAAAUCGAAAUGUUUGGGAUACGCUGUACCCCUUUCAAAAGGAAGGCGUUCGAUGGCUGGUGAAAUUACACAGGGAACGAGUUGGUGGUAUCCUCGCUGAUGAGAUGGGCCUUGGAAAAACUGUGCAGAGUUUGGCUUUCCUUCGAUCGUUAAGUGAUACCUACACGCAAACGGCCUCGUCUUCCAGAUACAACGGUCUUGGUGCAAUCCUCAUCGUUUGUCCAGCUUCAAUUAUUGUUCAGUGGGCUAAAUACUGUCAAAAAUACUUACCAAUGGCUCGCAGUAUUAUUUUUCACGGCAGUGGCUCAUUCAAAGGAAGUUUGGACAAGUUAGCGCGACGUUUAAUGCCGAGAAGAGAUGGACUUUUUGUUAUCGUUCCAUACACAACUUUUAUGCCCUACAAGAAGGAUUUGAAUGAGUGCGAAUGGAGAUAUUUGGUUCUCGAUGAAGCGCACUUAAUUAAAAACCCAGAGUUGAGGUUAACUCAAAGUCUGAAAGCCUUGCAAACGCCACAUCGACUUCUUCUCACUGGAACUCCGUUACAGAAUAAUCUGAAAGAGUUGUGGAGUUUGGUAGAUUGUGCGUACCCGGGUCGUUUGGGGUCAUUAGAACCAUUUCUCACUGAUAUCGCUAAUCCGAUCACACGAGGAGGAUAUGCUAAUUCAACGCCGUUAAUGAAAGAAACCGGAGCUAGAUGUGCAACUAUUUUAAGAAAUGCUAUACAGCCUUAUCUUCUGAGACGGACAAAAGCCGGAGUCGAAAUGGAGCUGAAUUUACCAAAAAAGCAAGAACAGGUUUUAUUUUGCGAGUUGACACAAGAACAACGCAAACUUUAUGUGGAAUUUCUGAAUAGUCGUGCUUGCCAAAGGAUGCUAGAGGCAAAAAAUACCUAUCUCCCCUUUGCCGGAAUCACAGUUCUUCGAAAACUUUGCAACCAUCCACAUCUUGUUAGCGGGAAUUCUGAUGGAGUGACGAAAAGUUUUUUCGAAGCUAGUGAAGUCGGAUCAGAAAAAGCUUUUGGUCAUCCAUCAUUGAGUGGAAAAUUGGAGGUGACAAGACGGCUUUUAGCAUUAUGGAAGAAACAAGGGACUAAUAAAGUUUUAUUGUUUUCAAACAGCCGUGUCAUGUUGGAAAUCGUCGAAGCUAUGCUGCUUAGGGAUGGACAUACAUAUCUUCGGAUGGACGGAAGCACUCCAAUCGCAGCUCGUGAUGGAAUUGUAUCCGCUUUUUCCAAUGAUCCGUCAAUUUUCGUGUUUGUGUUAACAACGAGAGUCGGUGGAUUGGGAUUGAAUCUCACGUCGGCUAAUAAGGUUUUGAUUUUUGAUCCCUGUUGGAAUCCCUCCACUGAUUCACAAGCAAGGGAGCGUGCAUGGAGAAUUGGUCAAAUAAGAGAUGUCACCAUUUAUCGUCUUGUUACUCACGGAACCAUUGAAGAGAAAAUUUAUCAUAGGCAGCUGUUCAAGGAGUUCCUGGCUCAACGUGUUUUCAACAAGAAGACUCAACAUAAACUGGAAUUAAGUACAUCACAGCUGAAGGAUUUAUUUACAUUAUGCGACAACCAUGAUAGAAGAAGUGAUCGAAAGAAACUGCGGGUUGAGCACAAACCAAAACAUUCAAAGGGAGCAACACAAUUCGAUAGGUUACUUGAAGCUGACCCGAGUAAUCCAAAGGGUACAGAGCCAGGAGAUGAAGAAACAGAGGAGAACUUCCCUUCAUUAUCCGAUGCACAACGAGAAGAAUUGAGGAACGUUGGAGAAACCGAAAAUACGGAGAUAAUUCCAUCAAAGUGCAAAAAGGAUGAACGGCCGCCAGAUAGUGGAGAGCUGUUUGAUGGGAAGUAUCAGAUUCCAUAUCUCGUCAAACACACCAAAACAAGAAGGGAUCGACGAAAAGAGGAAGAAGACAAAGCUGCAAAGACGGAAGACGGAGUGAUGGCGUUUUUGCUGAAACGAGGCGUACGCGAAGCGUUAAAUCACGAUGCUGUUCUCGGUUUUUCCGAUCGUAAAAAGGUUGAGGAAAGGGAGAAACGAGCGCUUGGAUUGAUCGGUGAAAGAAAGAAGAAGAAAAAACGGAAAGACAAAGAGAAAUCUGACGAUACUUCAACGGAGCCAUCGGGUCUUGAUUUGCUCACUGGAAAUCGAAAACGCUUAUCGGAUAGAGGUGACGAUGAAAGAAAGGAUGACUUGUUGUCGGCUGUUCGUCGUCGAAAAGAAAUCGAGAAUGCCGAAGCGGCGAAGGCUUUUCUUUCUAUU